AUGACAUACCUUACACAAAAUCUCGACAUCAAGGCAUUUAUAUUACCCGUUUCCAUUGAAAUUAUUCCAAUCUACAAAUCUGGUGCCAAAUGUGAUGUCAACAACUACAGGCCCAUAGCCAUACUCUGCGCUGUCAGUAAAGUUCUCGAGCGUCAUAUUCACAAUCAUCUUUACCAGUUUCUCGUGAGUCAUAACUUAUUACAUCAUGCCCAAUCUGGUUUUCGAAGAAAUCACUCGUGUGAAACAGCGCUAUGCAAACUUGUCGAUAUGUGGACAUCCAACAUGGAGAGCGGCCUCAUAAAUGGGGCAGUAUUUAUUGAUCUACGCAAAGCUUUCGACAUGGUAGAUACAGAUUUGUUAUUACGAAAACUUGCGGUUUACAAAUGUGAUGAUUUGACAUUAUCCUGGUUUAAGUCAUACCUGCAAGAAAGAGACCAAUGUGUGCACUUUAAAGGAUCUUUGUCAUCUAAGAAAUCUUCUCUGUAUGGUGUCCCCCAAGGAAGUAUUCUAGGACCUUUAUUGUUUAUAAUGUUUAUCAAUGAUCUUCCAUUAUAUGCCAAUUCCAACACAGACAUGUAUGCUGAUGAUUCGACAAUCCAUACAAGUGCUAGAACAGUUGAGGAACUCAAUAAUAAAUUAACUGAGGAUAUGACAAACGUUCAAGCUUGGUGUACUAACAACAACAUGGUAAUAAAUGACGGUAAAACGAAGGCAAUGAUGAUAACAACAUCUCAGCGCGCAGCCACAUUAAAUUCAAAUCUACGAGUAGAAUUUAACGGUGUCCAGUUAAAGAAUACCAACAAUGAGAAAAUACUUGGGGUUGUUAUGAAUGAACAUCUUUCCUGGAAACAGCAGAUUGACAAAGUAGCAAAAUCUCUAAUUAAAGGAAUUCAUCUUCUGAGACAGAUCAAAGAAUAUUUGCCUAUUGGUCACCGAGUAAUUUACUACAAGUGUUUCUUACAACCUCAUGUAGAUUAUUGCUGUACAGUUUGGGGACAAUCAUGUCAUAUUAUUCGCAUACAUAAACUCCAAAAGUUAGCUCUGAGAAUUAUUUACGACAAACCGAAGCUAACCUCUUCUGGGCCACUAUUUAAAGCUGCUGGAGUCCUGCCUAUACAGCAAAGAGUAAUGCUACGAACAGCAAUAAUGGUAUAUAAAUCAUUAAACAACUGGGUACCCAAGUACAUAAGUGACUUAUUUGUCUUAAAGUCAUCAGUGACAAAACGAAUUACAAGAAGCUCAGAGAACAACGAACUGUGGAUACCGCGAACGAAACUAACAAUUAGGCAGAAAACGUUGAAAUUCAGUGGUGCAACAUUAUAUAACAGUUUACCACGUGCGACCAGACAAUCAACGUCAUUAAGCUCCUUUAUAAUAAGAGCCUAUAAAUACUUUUUAGAUACUUAUAUAUAAGUUAUUUGUUUGUACGACUUUUAUAUGUUCUUGUUGUACUGAUGUCCAAUUUAAUGUGUAGUUUUAAUAGUAAAUUUGUAAUAAGUAGACGAUAACAGUUGAACAGAAGGCCCAGUGUAAGAUUAGCGUUGCUAAACUGGUUUUUGUAUAAUUGCACCUUCUUUAAAUAAAGUUUAUUAUUAUUAUUAUUAUUAUUAUUAUUAUUAAAUGGUAGUAACUUGACCAUUUAAUGAUGAAUACCCCACCUUUUCCAAGUUCCGUCACAGUAAACAUCGCACUGGAGUGUUUUGUCAUAACUGUUAUUGUCAUGGUGUAACUCCUUACCAGCAUUCCCCAUCAUAUCAGUGUUGCCCUGGGAGCCAUUAGAAUAAUAAAUCAUAUGCGUAUAGAAUAUGUAAUCAACCUGCGAGAGAAUAAAAGGCGAUAAUCAGAGAGACACUGAAGCAGAACGAACGAACUCGUGUUGAAGUAGAACCGAUUAAGGAGUGGUCUACACACUGAUGAAAUAACUUGAUAAAGUAAACCGAAAGAAAUACACGUUAUCAACGUCGCACUUUACAUUAUAUGGGAAAGGUGGAUCUUCAAUGAUCAAAUGCUCUGGUAUAGUCUUCAGUGACUUGAGCAAUACACUACGUGGGUCUUCAAUGAUCAAACGCUCUGGUAUAGUCUUUAGUGACUUGAGCAACACACUCAGCUGUAAACGUGUGAAGACGAAGUUAUUUGGAGAUAGGAGUAGUGGAAUUGACAGCGGGGAUCGUUAUCAAAACCCUGGUAAACUUAACGAGCGCUCUCAAAAUCGGGAUUGUCAGGACUAG
Messenger RNA from Paramuricea clavata, 2228 nucleotides. The record is from the annotation of a GenBank genome assembly. Lineage: Eukaryota; Metazoa; Cnidaria; Anthozoa; Malacalcyonacea; Plexauridae.